Amoebophrya sp. A120 is the source of this 2219-nucleotide messenger RNA. NCBI's taxonomy places the organism in Eukaryota, Dinophyceae, Syndiniales, Amoebophryaceae. The record is from the annotation of a GenBank genome assembly.
GAAUUUUGAAACUACUUGAACGUGGUUGGGUUUGUAUCGGGCAAUUGAUUUUGAACACCAUUGACUCGACAGGCGGGUUACCAGUGUACCCCAUCCGGCUUUAUGGGAAAUGAUAACUCGACGGUGUGGUUGUAGUAGUAGGAAAAUACAGAAUCAACAAGUCUAGAAAUUCGCUGGUACAAAAAUAAAGUAGGUUUGAUCAUAUUCAUAGCUAGAAAUCGGAAGAAGUCGCUACUAUCCUGCGCGAAAGCGAAUCGAGGCGAGGCAUAGCUGUUGUGCAACAAGGUGUGACGAAGAUAAGACAGAUGAAUACAAUUGCAGCUGCGUGCUUAUUGUAAAUACAAACUGACAAUAAUAUCGAUUUUUUUUAAGAGCGUAGCUUAUGAAAAGUACCUGUUUUCCGAUAUAAUAAUUCUUUUCAUCAUCUCGACUUGCUCGGGCAGCAGUACUAUCGAACAAUCCGGUGAAGGUCCUUAUGCACGAGGAAAGUAGUACUAUGGGAGUUUCUUCAGGUGGGAAAUCGACACAGGGGUUGAAAAAGUCUGCGAUGCAUAACCUCGGCACCAGGCGGAUCCGCAAUACUUAUCUGAGCGGCGCAUGACAAAUUUCGGCAGUUUUAAAAUUCAACUUUUCAACAUGCUGUUUGGGCAAUAAAGAGGACUGAUUUCGUCUUGGUACUUUGGCAGCGCUACUUAUCGCCCACGACCGCACACAGCUUCAGGAUCGCCCUCUUUUGCCUGCUCUGCGAGACCUCGCAUUUUAUGCAUUGUAAAUGAUUUCAAUUUUAGUUCUGUCGAUUUCGAGUUUGGGGAUUCCAUAACAAGCUCGGGCUGCUGCAGUGUGAAAAGCCAUGGGUGGGAUCUUCACCAUAGAAGAAGCAGCACAAGAUGAGUGAUUUUAUGAAAGUCAUCGCAUAUGCGGGGAAUUUUGAUUUCUUCAAAGUGGAAGCAACAGGGUGCAUUUAUUUUGACAAAUCGCGUGCAAGCAAGAGAAUAAUUUUUGCUCUGCCUUGUCAUGGCUUCGGGAGAUGAUCUAUGCAAUGUAUCUACUUCGCUAUCGGCUUCCAUCUUGAAGAUCUAAAAACUCUCGCAUUUGAGGCUGGCAUAUUCGUAAAGCUAUCGAAAAUGAGGAAUGCUUGUACCGAUUGUGAAACAUGAAUGGUAUCAAAGAUGAAAGUUCGUGUCCGUCAUUAUGAUCGUGGUCUUUGCAAUUUUGAAAAAACUGUGCCUGUGAAGAUUGAUGCAUGCCAAUGCAAGACACAGUCGAGCAUCUUCACUUCAUCCGUUGUUUUUCUGCAUCACAAGACAAGUAGAGGACAACAAUUACAAUUUAGUCAUCUGACGCAAAUAAAAGUAGUGACAGUGACAAACUUUCUUCGCUCCAUACAGGAUCACAGCAGCACGUAGCUAUCAGCACGCACCGCCGCGGGAAGUAUGUUUAUGGAGUCCGAUUGAAGAUUAUGGCUAUUGACUUACUGCUAUCCUGUGGAAAAGGGUACUAGUACUACUCACUCGUUCAUGUUCAUUGUCAUCUGACAGGACUGUCAUGUUUUUCCCAGGUCUGGAAUAAAUUUGUUAGCUAGCGGCCUUUAUUCCAUAUAAAAAGCCGCACUUGAUGUCAUGCGUUAGUCCAAAAAAAUGAAAGAGCUGAAUUUGUCAAGUAUAUUUGCCAUCUUGUUGACUCUGCUGGACCAUGGGUGAGUACCUGUUUUUACGCAGGAUAACAGCUAUAGUUGAAUUGCGAACGCGAAGUAUGCUCCACCGCCGCCGUGUCAAUUAUUCCGCCCACGAGAUAAAAAAUGGAACGCAAAAUGUUUGCCCGAUUUUCUUACGGAUUAUUUCUGAUAGUUAGGGUAUUGCCGUAUUUUUUUUUCAACAGAAUUUCUAAAUCGACUGUACUACUUCUCAAACCAGCGCACGACAAUAUUUUGUACUGAACAAAAGAUAAAAACGGUAAAAAAAAAGCAAGCAAAAAUAUUGUAGGAAAAAUAGCAAGAAACUCCCCCUCGUCCCCACACUCGAACGGGGACUUGUGACGGCGCACGAAGAGGAGCAAGUUGAUAUGAAAUAUUGCAUAAGGGACAGCCCCUAGCCCAGGCUUUCUUACGCAUUUAUAAUUUGGAGGCUAUUUCAGGUGCCAGCACUGUUCCAUCUUGGAAUAUUAUUAUAGCAGAGGGAACUGGUCGUGUCAUCCCGAAAAGCGGGAAAAAUUUUAUUCGC